Molecule: messenger RNA, 930 nt
Organism: Closterium sp. Naga37s-1
Lineage: Eukaryota; Viridiplantae; Streptophyta; Zygnematophyceae; Desmidiales; Closteriaceae
Source: the annotation of a GenBank genome assembly
AUGUGUCUCCGGCCAAUCCCACUCCAUUCCUCCCUCUCCCUCUUCGGCAUCGUGCUGCUGGAGAUUGCCACAGGUCUCCGGCCAAUCAGUGACAACCAGCACAUCCGCCAGCUGGUCAUCAAGCGCGUCAUGGCGGACGGCAGAGGCGCGACAGCUGUCAUCGACCCUGCUCUGCUGACUGCGGUAGGGGGAGCGAUGGAGGGAGAAGAAGGAGGGAAUGUGGAGGUGUUAGUGGAUGGCGCAGGGCAAUCCCAAGGGGGAAGCUUAUGUGGUAUUCCCGAGGAGGUGGAGGCGACGUUUGAGUGGUUUCUCAAGCUGGGGAUGCGGUGCAGCGCCAGGCUGUCGCAGGACCGCCCCGCCAUGCAACACGUGGCAGCUGAGUUGGACGCCAUGCGGGCGAGGGUUAUCCAGAUUGUGAGGCAACGGGGAGGAGCCAAUGAUGCUGGCAAUGAUCCUGGCAGGGAUGGUGGUAGUGGUGCUGGCACUGGUGUUGGUGACGCUGCUUCUGCUGGUGCUGGUGCUGGUGCUAGUGGUGCUGGUACUGGUGUCUCCUCUGCUACUUUCAACACCAGCGCUAGCAGUAAGGCUAACACUGGUUCUAGCACUGGCGUUAGUACCACUGGUGCUACUAGCUCUGCUUUCACGGGUACUGGUGCGAUUAGUGAGGAGAGAUUCUGGGAGGACAUGGCAAACGAAGGGGCUCUGGUGCCGGGGUUCAAUGACGAUGAGGAAGAGAUGGAGUACGUUCAAGAGGUUUACGACAAUAUGACGCGAGAGAAGGGUGAGGGACAGGGAAGGCAGGGAACAGGAGGGGUGUCUGGGAGUGUGGGCGGUGGAGGGUACACGAGCAGCAGCAGUGAGGGUGUGUGGAGGGCAGGGGGAUCAACCACGGGUUGGACGAGUGACUGUGCCCCGAGUAGGGAGAUGUGA